Ananas comosus (pineapple) is the source of this 840-nucleotide messenger RNA. RefSeq lists its product as uncharacterized. The transcript has 2 exons. Bases 1 to 840 code for a protein of 279 amino acids. The record is from RefSeq and is a predicted model, not a curated record. NCBI's taxonomy places the organism in Eukaryota, Viridiplantae, Streptophyta, Magnoliopsida, Poales, Bromeliaceae.
AUGGUUAGACCCAACCUAAGCCCCCUCGAUCUUAAGCUCUUCCACAAGCAGGAGAGAGACUUUUUCCACCGCCUGGUGGUGCAGCUGGGGCAGGACCAGGACCGGAUCAAAUGGGUCAUGGCGCUGUGGCUCUGGUUCGAGUCCAUCGGCCACCACGAGUUCAUCCGGCACGUGUCGGCCUACCGCGACGACGACGUCGUCCGCCGCUUCCUCGCCGAGGCCUGGGCGUGCCUCAGCCGCCUCUCCGGCCGCCCGAUCGACCCCGCACAAGUCGACGACCAGCUACCGUCCACCAACUCCCUCAUAUCGGAGCCCGUGGACUUGCGGUUCUUCGAAUACCACAAGAGCGAGGCGGCCGCGGGGGUGCGCUACUUCUUCGACAAUGUGUGCGAGGUAAUCUUCGAUGACGAGCUGAUGGAGAGGGUGGCGAGGGAUGCAGAGCGUCCGGAUAACGUGCACGCGAUGUCGAGCGGGUUCGGGGAGGGGACGAGCUCGACCCCAAUCGGGUCGCGGUUGUCGGUGUUGAACCCGAUGGCGAGGCCGUGGGCUCCGGGGUUGAACCACUCGCCGGAGGAUCAGAGGUCCAUGUUCAUCACCUUCUCCAGGGGAUAUCCUAUCAGUAGAGAGGAUAUAGCCGAGUUCUUUAAUUCGAGAUAUGGGCCAUGCGUGGAGGUGGUGAUGAUAGAGAGGGCACCGCCGGGGCAGCCGCCGAUGUACGGGCGGUUGGUGUUUACGAGCGCUUCGAUGGUCGCGGUGGUGCUCAACGGCCAGCGGACCGCCAAGUUCGUGAUCAAAGGAAAGCACCUCUGGGCCCGGAUGUACGUCCCUCGCUACAGCUAA